This is a messenger RNA of Botrytis porri, 291 nucleotides long. RefSeq lists its product as uncharacterized. Lineage: Eukaryota; Fungi; Ascomycota; Leotiomycetes; Helotiales; Sclerotiniaceae. The transcript has a single exon. Bases 1 to 291 code for a protein of 96 amino acids. The record is from RefSeq and is a predicted model, not a curated record.
AUGUUCGGAUCGAUUUUCAAAAGCGCGACAGAGAAGGGAUUAUAUCCUGCUGCACUACCUCUUUUCGAAGGACUUUCUUUCGAGAGAAUUGAAUCGAUCAAACCUGUUUCCAUUUGCAAUUGGAUGGGAGAUCAUAAUCGGGAGGGAACUAAAUUCGUUCCUGGUCGUUGUAAUUCUAAUUGCGUGUUUCCGGAGUUGAUUAAAGCAGCUGGGAAGAUUGAGUCUUCUUGGUUGGGACUCGAGAUUGCGGAUUAUAAGGGUGCAGAAGACGAGCAGAAGAAAGAGCUAUGA